Molecule: messenger RNA, 489 nt
Organism: Scutellospora calospora
Lineage: Eukaryota; Fungi; Glomeromycota; Glomeromycetes; Diversisporales; Gigasporaceae
Source: the annotation of a GenBank genome assembly
CUGACGAUAAAAAAAGCAAAAAUGCAUUCACAACCACUGAGUUUAAUCAAACUAUUGAUUCUAAUCAAUUUGUGAAUCAUCAAGAAAGAAAUUUUAAGGAAAUUCUUAUUUGUGAUAAUGAUAGUUUGAAACUUAAUAAUGCCAAGAACAUCGCCGGAAUUCCGUCUACCUUAUUUAUUAUUCCAACAGAAACAGAAACUUCAAAAACCACUCCUACUAUUGAUGCUUUAGAUUGUUGUGAUACAGGUGGUCCUGGUAUCAUUAAUAAAUUAUCUGGUGCUUAUUAUAGUAUGAGUUAUGAUGCUGUAAGUUCUGAAGAAUGCUGUAGAAAAUGUUCGGCUGAUUCUAAUUGUAUUGGAUGGGGAUAUAACAUUCAAACUAAAUUAUGUUUUGGUGAAUCAAUUAAUGAUCCUGAUGCUGAUGAAUUUUGUAAAUAUACAACGGAUUAUUAUGCAAAUUUUGUUGGAGGUAGACCUGGAUGUGGUGAUG